AUGAAGGCUGGAGCAGCCGCCCUGGCAGCUGGGAUCCUCGGGGGCACCGGGGUGUUGCUCUUCCUCAUCGCCUUUGGGACGGAUUAUUGGCUUCUGGCCACAGACACCUGCGGGGUCUUCGAGCAUGGGAACAGCACUCUGAGCACCGGGGGGGCUGAAACUCCAACAGAUGUUGGGAAGGAGAUCCUCACUUUCCACCAUGAGGGCUUCUUCUGGCGGUGCUGGUUCUUUGGCGAGGGCCACUCUGAGACCAUCUGGACCUUCUGGUACACCAGCCAAGCACACCCCAAGUUCUGCAUGCAUGGCUACCUCUUCCCCAUGCCCAUUGCUGUGGGACCUUUCCCCCAUCCCUCCUAUGACACAACCGCAGUGUACAGAGGUUUUUGGACGGCGUUCAUCCUGCUGGCCGUGGCCGCCGGGCUCGUGGGGGGACUCCUGCUGGUGUGUGGGGUCCCCUUCUCCAGCCCCCACUCCUACAAAGUUGGGGGAGGAUUCCUGCUGCUCUCAGGGGGUUUGUUUCUCCUGCUCGUGUUUCUCUUUGUGAUGUGGAAGGAGUUUGCAGCUGACUUUCAGAAGUACAUCCUGCUGGAGAGGAGUGAGAGGUGCCUGGAGGAUGUCCCUGUGCACGUCUACUAUGGCUGGUCCUUCAUGUUCGCCGCUGCCGGCGUGCCCCUGGUGUUACUCUCUGGACUGCUCUUCUUCCUGGUGGGCAGAGACAUUAUGGAUUCCCUGCAGUAA
Molecule: messenger RNA, 738 nt
Organism: Cinclus cinclus
Lineage: Eukaryota; Metazoa; Chordata; Aves; Passeriformes; Cinclidae
Product: transmembrane protein 182-like
Exons: 5
Coding region: 1-738 (245 amino acids)
Cellular component (GO): membrane
Source: RefSeq, a predicted model, not a curated record